UGACAGUCAAGUGAAGAGAAAACUGACCUUCUCCGAGCCCUCGUCGCUCGUUCUGAGCCAGACGAGUAGACCUUCAAAGUCGAGUCCGCUUCGUUGCUUUCUCGCGUGUGCCCUGUUAUACACGCAUGCAGCCAUGCCGCUGGAAGUGCCCAGUUUGCAGGAGCUGAAAGUGGACGAGAUCAAUGUAUCAUCUGCGGUGCUGAAGGCGGCAGCCCAUCACUAUGGCUCACAGUGUGACAAACCCAACAAAGAGUUCAUGCUCUGCCGCUGGGAGGAAAAGGACCCCCGCAAGUGUCUUGAAGAAGGGAGGAAAGUCAACGAGUGUGCACUCAACUUCUUCAGGCAAAUCAAGGGGAACUGUGCCGAGUCGUUCACUGAGUACUGGACCUGUCUGGACUAUUCCAAUUUGGCUGAGCUACGCCGCUGCCGGCAGCAACAGCAAGCCUUCGACAACUGCGUCCUGGACAAGCUGGGCUGGGAGCGACCCGACCUGGGAGACCUGUCGAAGGUGACCAAGGUUUCAACCUCGAGGCCCCUACCUGAGGACGCAUACCACUCGCGGCCACGCCCUGAGCCCAACCCGACCAUCGAGGGUAAACUCGAGCCUUCCAAAUAUGGCAGCAGAUUGUUCUUUUGGCCCUGGUGAGGUCACAGGUUCUGUUCAAAUGCAGCCAUGAAGUGUGCUGAUACCAGCAGUUUGUCAUUGUUUGAUCCUAAAAGUUGCUUUUGCACAGAGCUUCAUCGUCAUCAUAAAAUAUAUUUUGGUGAAAGGAAGACUGCAUGAUUCAUACAGCUUUCCUGUCCAUUUCUGUAAAUGUCAUGAGUGAACAUUGGUGUCACAUAAUAAAGAGAUAAAUUAA
Molecule: messenger RNA, 860 nt
Organism: Phycodurus eques (leafy seadragon)
Lineage: Eukaryota; Metazoa; Chordata; Actinopteri; Syngnathiformes; Syngnathidae
Gene: ndufa8
Product: NADH:ubiquinone oxidoreductase subunit A8
Exons: 4
Coding region: 134-646 (170 amino acids)
Biological process (GO): mitochondrial electron transport, NADH to ubiquinone
Source: RefSeq, a predicted model, not a curated record